GGCUACUACCUUCACUUGUCUUCCAGAUUUCUGCGGCGUUUUUCGUUGGUCUGUUCGGCAUGUCUGGUCGUGGCAAAGGCGGAAAGGGGCUGGGUAAAGGAGGCGCAAAGCGUCACCGUAAAGUCCUGCGAGAUAAUAUCCAGGGCAUUACCAAGCCUGCUAUCCGGCGCCUUGCUCGUCGCGGCGGUGUCAAGCGCAUUUCUGGUCUCAUCUAUGAGGAGACUCGCGGUGUUCUGAAGGUGUUUCUGGAAAACGUGAUUCGUGAUGCUGUCACUUACACGGAGCAUGCCAAACGCAAGACUGUGACAGCGAUGGAUGUGGUCUACGCUCUCAAGCGACAGGGACGUAGAUCACCUGAGGUCAGGAGUUCAAGACCAGCUAUGGCGCGUACAAAGCAGACGGCUCGUAAGUCCACAGGCGGUAAAGCGCCGCGCAAGCAGCUGGCCACUAAGGCAGCUCGCAAGAGCGCUCCGGCCACGGGCGGCGUGAAGAAGCCCCAUCGCUACCGCCCUGGUACCGUGGCUCUGCGCGAGAUCCGUCGCUACCAGAAGUCCACAGAGCUUCUAAUCCGGAAGCUGCCGUUUCAGCGCCUGGUGCGAGAAAUCGCUCAGGACUUCAAGACCGACCUGCGCUUCCAGAGUUCCGCGGUGAUGGCGCUGCAGGAGGCCUGCGAGGCCUACUUGGUGGGGCUUUUCGAGGACACCAACCUGUGUGCUAUCCAUAUCAUGUCUGGUAGAGGCAAAGGUGGUAAAGGUUUAGGGAAGGGAGGCGCCAAGCGCCAUCGCAAAGUGCUGCGUGAUAACAUCCAGGGCAUCACCAAGCCUGCCAUCCGUCGCUUGGCCCGACGCGGCGGCGUGAAACGCAUCUCGGGCCUCAUUUAUGAGGAAACCCGCGGUGUUCUUAAGGUGUUUCUAGAGAAUGUGAUCCGGGACGCUGUAACCUACACGGAGCACGCGAAGCGUAAGACAGUCACUGCCAUGGAUGUGGUCUACGCGCUCAAGCGCCAGGGUCGCACUCUGUACGGCUUUGGUGGCUGAGCCUCACCCCGGAUUUUUAUUUAGUAGCUCAUCCAUAAAGCCCUUUUC
Nomascus leucogenys (northern white-cheeked gibbon) is the source of this 1085-nucleotide messenger RNA. Its product is annotated as histone H4. The record is from RefSeq and is a predicted model, not a curated record. Gene Ontology annotation, biological process: nucleosome assembly. Gene Ontology annotation, molecular function: protein heterodimerization activity; DNA binding; structural constituent of chromatin. Gene Ontology annotation, cellular component: nucleosome. Lineage: Eukaryota; Metazoa; Chordata; Mammalia; Primates; Hylobatidae.